AUGCAAACAACCCGAAAAACAGCAAAAUCCCUCGGCCACAGAGGAACAAUCCAAGGCCUAAUUAUCUCCAACAACCAAAAUAAAGAUCUAUGCACCUACUACGGCGGAGUUCGCUACGGCCUUCCAGUGUCCGAACGCUGGCGCCGUGCAAAGCCCUUACCUGAUACAUAUACUUACGGCACAGACAAGAACCCGGGAGAUUGCACAACUGGUGCGGGCGUAUGUCCCCAACCCGGAUUCCUGAACCUCUCACCUGAGAACCCGGAUAUUUGGGACGAGGAUUGUUUCCAGUGUAAUGUUUGGGUUCCGAUUGGGGAGCCUCCUGAGGGAGGAUGGCCUGUUUUCGUUUUUCUUCAUGGCGGCUGGCUCCAAUUCGGAACUCCCAAUUCGUUCAACGCUGCUGCGUUGAUUGGCGAGACGGAUUUCAAGUGUGUGGUUGUUAUGCCUGCGUACCGGGUGAACCUCUUUGGGUUCUUGUAUUCGGCUGAGCUGGAGGCUGAUGCGGCAUCUGUUGGGGAGUCUGUUGGCAACCAUGGAUUUUGGGAUCAGAGGCUGGCACUGGAAUGGACUCGUGAGAGCGCCAGUCUGUUUGGGGGUGAUCCAGCCAAUAUCACUAUCAGUGGCUAUAGUGCUGGCGCCAACUCCGUAUUCCACCAACUAGCCUACGAUCUUCGCCAACCAGCCUCCAAAGCGUUAGUCCGACAAGUCUGCAUCUGGUCUAACAGUCCGGCAGUACAACCAAAACAACCAACAGAAACCCAAUCCCAAUUCAACGAGCUCCUAACAGCCUUAAACAUCCCCCUCUCCCUACCGGCCAGCGAGAAAAUCUACCGUCUUCGCUCAGUCCCAGCAAAGACCCUAAUAUCUAUAACAAAAACCCUAUCCCUACACCAAUUCCGGCCAACAACCGAUGGAUCCUUCAUAAGCCCUACCCUCUUCGACUCCCUCGACAACGGAAGCUUCGCAUCGACCCUCCUAAGCCGCAACAUUCGCGUAAUUAUCGGAGAAUGUGCAGACGAGCACUUUUUAUACAAUACCUGGUUCCCACCAAAAUCAAACACACUCUCCGCACUGCGAACCCGUCUUAUUGCCGAUUACCCAGAGCACAUCGUCGACGCUCUCAUGGCGAUGUACUACCCAGACGGGAAACUACCAGCCAACUGCAAGAAUUGGGAUGUCGAUGCUUGGGGACGCUGUUACGCAGAUAUGCAGGUGCAUUUUAUGCAGCGCGGGUUCGCGUAUACGCUGACUCAUAACACGGCGGGUGUUGAUGCGUCACGGUUGUUGUAUCGGUAUCGCAUUGAGUGGAGGGCGAAGUGUAUUGAUGCUACUAUUCCGGUUGAGUGGGGGGUUACGCAUUCUUCGGAUUAUCCGAUUUGGUUUUGGGGGAAUGGGAAGGUUCUGGAGGAGGGGGAGAAGGAGGUUGUUGAGAGGGCUUUUAACGGUCCUUUGAGUUCUUUUGUUAAGUUGGGUGGUGGUGGUGAGUUUGGGUGGGGCACUUGUGGGCCGAGGAGUGUUAGGACGCUUAAGGGGGAUGGAAGUGUGGUUAUUUGGGAGGAUGAGAAUUGGGAGGAGGGUGUUAGGGUUUGGAAGAGAUUGAGAGAUGCUGAUAAAGGGAAGACGAGGUUGUAG
This is a messenger RNA of Penicillium arizonense, 1632 nucleotides long. RefSeq names its product putative carboxylesterase. Bases 1 to 1632 code for a protein of 543 amino acids. Lineage: Eukaryota; Fungi; Ascomycota; Eurotiomycetes; Eurotiales; Aspergillaceae. The transcript is spliced from 4 exons. The record is from RefSeq and is a predicted model, not a curated record.